AUGGAGGAAAACCAGAUCACCAUGAAAGUGAAAUUACGUGACAAGCAAGAGUUAGCCUCAAGCAUGGACAUCAUUGAGGAGAUUGUCCAUGAGGCUUGCGACAAAAAUCUCAAUGAUAUACAAUGGCAACUUUUCAAUGAUGAUCAAGUAGAGGAAAUGGAUAAUGAUGGUGAAGACAAAGUUACUAAUAACUCCCCGCCAUCCCUUCGUAUAGAGAUGUGCAGCGACAUUCAACAGCCGAUUGGAAAAACUACUCCCAUAUUUAAAGAUAAGUUAAUGGGUGGAGCUGGAACCGUCAUAAUGGACUCUAAUAACCUUUCUGACGAACUGAAUAUUGAGUAUAAAGAUGUAAUAGUGAACAUGGAUGGCCUCAUACCAACCAUCAAUUUCUCUGAACGAGUUAAGAGCUACAUGCUCCAAAGUAUGAGACUUGCAAUUGUAGUCAAACUACUGGAGUGCUAUAUACGACAAGAUAUUCUCUACAGCAAGAUCGCAAGCCUCUGGAGACCCACUAGAAAUUUCAAACUGACUGGACUUGACGACGGUUGUUACAUGGUCAAGUUUGACAAUGAAUGGGAUUAUCAGAAUGCUAUGCUGGGUGGACCAUGGGUGGUCCUUGGCCACUACCUCACGGUGCAUCCAUGGGAACCAACGUUUCCCCCCCUUAACCUUGAAAAAAAGCAGGUUUAUGGCUGGGUGAGAUUGCCAGGACUACCAUAUCAUUAUUACCACAAGAGCAUGCUUCAAGCUAUUGGGGAACUCAUUGGGACUGUACUGAGAAUAGAUUACAACACUAAAGGAGUGGAUAAGGCGAGGUUUGCCUGGCUAGCAGUGAAGAUUGACUUAACCAAGCCACUCGUUUCGAUGAUUAGACUAGACGGAGCAACACAAUUCGUAGAAUAUGAAGGCUUGCCUACCAUCUGCUACCACUACGGGAAGUACGGACACCUAGAAGCAUCCUGCCCAGCCAAGUCGCAACAGAUGAAAACACGGGAACCAACAGCCGAAGCACAUGUCGGAAUUCCGACUAGCACCACCCCACGGUCAUCUGUGAUAGAAAGUUAG
Messenger RNA from Neltuma alba, 1065 nucleotides. RefSeq lists its product as uncharacterized. Bases 1 to 1065 code for a protein of 354 amino acids. The record is from RefSeq and is a predicted model, not a curated record. The transcript has a single exon. Lineage: Eukaryota; Viridiplantae; Streptophyta; Magnoliopsida; Fabales; Fabaceae.